Molecule: messenger RNA, 7170 nt
Organism: Branchiostoma floridae (Florida lancelet)
Lineage: Eukaryota; Metazoa; Chordata; Leptocardii; Amphioxiformes; Branchiostomatidae
Exons: 32
Coding region: 1-6258 (2085 amino acids)
Biological process (GO): detection of mechanical stimulus
Cellular component (GO): membrane
Molecular function (GO): protein binding; calcium ion binding; calcium channel activity
Source: RefSeq, a predicted model, not a curated record
AUGACCUUCCCUGACCCGCCUUCGACCAGCAACUAUGCUCAACUGAACGCGGUGACUUCGGCUCGGCUCAACACUGUCACGGCGUGUCUACAGCUCCGCACCUCAAAAACAUCGGUCGGGACUUUGUUCAGCUACGCCGCCUCUGUUAAUCACACAGAUGAGAUGGUGUUUUCUGGCAAUGCCCAUGGGGAAUACGCGCUCACUAUAAAUGGAACUUCUACAGACGAGAUCUAUCUUGACGUCCAUGACGGCAGAUGUCACACGGUGUGUUUCACCUGGAAAGGCUCACACAACGGUCGCUGGUCUUUCUACGUGGAUGGGGAGCAAGCUUACAAUGGUGCUGACCUGUCAUGCUUCAACGUGUGGAACUAUAUACUUACACCGGGGGAAGCUGAUCUCACCCGCCGUAGAUGUGGCAUUGGGGGCAACGUGUUUGAUUGGUCCAGUCAACCAUGGACGAUACAUGGGGGUGUGGCACUUCUCGACAACCAAUGUGACGCAUUUCGUCAUCCCAUCAUGACGGCAUCGUCACAGUAUAGCUCCUUCCAUGGACCCGCCAACGGGGUACUGGACUUCAAAGAGACAUCGUCCCUAGCAGGUGCUUGGACUCCUGGACAAGCAGAUCUUAACCAGUGGCUGAAGGUGGAUCUUCAGAAGACGUACUUUGUAACAGCGCUCGUCACCCAGGGAAGGAACAAAUGUCCGUGUCAUCGCAGCAUUUCUCUUCAGUGGGUUUCCUCAUACUACAUCACAUACGGGGCAGACAAUGGCGACAAGGUCGUCUACAAGGAUGACGACGAGCUGACGGUAGUGUUCCCUGGGAUCGCGGAUGGUGACGUACCCGUGAGGCAUGAGCUGUCAGACUACAGCGGUCCAAUCGCCGCCCGUUACGUCAUGUUCCACCCACUGUCAUGGAUCCACCAUAUUGCCAUGAGGGCGGGACUGGUAGUCCAUUCUGCUUUAGAGCCCGUGGGUCGGUGGCCGCUGAACGAACAGUAUGGUGCAACGGAUGCUACCGGAAACGGAAAUGACGGCAUAGCUUCAGGAACGGAGUUGGUGGAGGGUCCCACAGGUUCACAAUCUCAGGCUUUCUUGUUCAGCGGCCCUGAAGCGUCAUACAUCAACAUUACAAACAACGGCAAGCUGGACGUGCGGUACGCCUACACCAUACUGGCCCACAUCUACCCUACUGGAGAAGGUAUCCCUUUGCCUGAAGGUCUUCAAGUGACAAGCAUCACAGAAACAUCUCUUCAGGUCUCAUGGAUCCAAACGAGCAACGCCCUCGUUAUCGCUUACCGGGUGUGGAUCAGGCGUAGUGAUACUGGCGAGAGCGUCUUCACUCACAUGUUGCCUACUACUAAAACGGUUGUGACGUUUGAGGACCUCAUCCCUAGCAUGGAGUAUAUCAUAUCAGCUAUAAACAUCUACAGGCAUCAGGAAGGACCAGAAGCAAACUUGACAGUUGCAACAAAAACCGACCCUCCAGGGUCAUUAGAAGCUGUAGAUUGGACCAUCAACACAAUAACCAUUUCGUGGCUACCGCCCAAAGCUGUGCUCAUCGGAUACAACAUCACCUACAGUGGGAGAGGAGGAAGUACUCUCAUAACAAAGCCAGGAGACGUGGACAGGUGUGAAUUGACAGGUCUGGUUCCUGGUACCCGGUAUGACAUAGACGUUGUGGCUGUGAGCAGGCUGGGGAGGAGCGUUGCCGUCAGUACAAGUGUUGUUACAGACACCGAUCCGCCCUCGGGUUUGAACGUCAUCACAGCCGGUGCCACGUGGAUGUGCUUGGAAUGGGAAGCGUCAUUGGCAAACAUCAUGUACUACGAUCUGGAUAUUGCAGACGAAGAUGGCAGCGCCAAUAUUUGGCUGAGCGUUGAGGGACACAAAACAUCCUACAACGUCACCAAUCUUCUGUCAGAAACCGAAUACGUCAUCAAGAUGGCGGCCUUCAGCGAGUAUGGUCGAAGUGGGCUUCAUCAGUUAGAACAAGACAUAGAAGGAACUGUUUUGGAAGCUGCACGACCAGACAACAUUCUUGAGAUGGCGACCAUCAUCAAUGACAUCAUACAGGCUCACACCAAGUCUUCGCUAUCGUCGACAAUGGUGAAAUCUACUGCACAGCUCGUGAGGAAGCUUGCAGAGGCCACCAGAGGAUCACAGGGAGCAUCCGUAACCACCAUGAAGGAGAUUACUAAUGUUAUGGUGCAGACAGCUUCUACUGUUCUGGCUAUGGUGCCUGAAGAGGCUAUGGUGCCUAUUCCAAGUCACGUAGACAACUUGUUUGAAAAUGACCUCAUCGACAUCUUGGCUACUGACAAUUCACCCAAGCAGCAGCUAAAGAUGCUAAGAGACGAACAGAAGGAAAGAGAAGAUACGGAACAACUAGUGGCAUUGUCUAUAGUGGAGUCUCUGGACCAGGUUGCCGACACACUACUGAUGUUGCAGCCUGAGAAUCUAGAAUAUCAGGCCAGAUUUGAAACUGAAGACAUCUCGCUCGUUGUUGCCAAACCUAUUUCAAGAGAGAACGUCAAGAUUGAAUCUGGUAACAUUGUGAUGCCUGUUUUUAAGAAGAACCCAUACUCCUGGAGCGACUUGACAGGGGGACAAAACAUCUCGUCUGCCGUGGUGGUCUUGACCAUGAACGUCAGAGGCCGUCAAAGAAACCAGCGGUUAAACCUGGACUUCCCAUUGGUACACUCCAAAACGACAGGGCAGCCAACCACAGCACGACCACACGUCACUACAAAAACACCACCUACCAUAAAAGGCAAUGGCACAACGAUGACGUACCAUGCCUUUCAUGUCCCGGAUGAUGACGUCAUUCCUAUUGUCACCAUGAGCUGGUGGGAUGUUCGAGCAGUCUUUCACGUGUACAUUAUGGACGGGUCUCGUCCUACAGUUCAAAAGUAUGCCGAGAAAAGAGUGGUACAGGGAGCCGGAUUGGAGGCGUGGUUCGCAGAGACAGAAUUUUCAUUCUCCUUCGUUCCCAACACAACAGCGCGCGGUGGACUUCUUGCUAGCCCUGACAGUGUUUGUUUUACGUGCCCAGGUCCUGUGGAUGACAAAGGCUACAACUUGCAGAUGAAUGCGGCUGCGUGUUCGUCUUGGAAGGAUCGUCAAAAGCAGUGGAGUCUAGAAGAUUGUCAAUCUACAGUACGCUUGAACGAUGGCACAAUCAGCUGUACGUGUGACAUGGCGGAGUCCAGGAUCGCGGUGGGAACCAUGACUCUUCCAGUACCAAACUCCAUCAACUUCAUCAACGCGUUCCAGAACUUCCGUAACCUGAGCGACAACGCCAUGGUGUUCUCCAUCGUGGUGACUGAGUUCGUCUUGUACAUCAUUCUCAUGCUUCUCCUGCGAAAGGACUUCAAACGUAAAUGGUCCGGUCGGGCCACCGUUUGGUCCCAGUUUCCACUAAAGGAGCUUCACGAUGUGAGCCUGAUCCCUCCUGACCGGAUGCCUGCACCUCACGUCUAUCAACUCACGGUCACCACCGGGUCAAUGUUCGGGGCAGGCACCACGUCACGGGUCGGCCUCCAACUGUACGGGUCAGAGGGCACGACCCCGAUCAAGAUAUUGAACCCAAAAAGAGAGGCUUUGGUGCGUGGAAGUACUUUACAUUUCAUCAUGCCUGUGCGAGAGUCACUGGGAGAGUUGACGUCAUUACACAUCUGGCACGAUAACUCUGGGGAAGGCGACACGUCAUCCUGGUUCCUGCGAACAGUUCUCGUCAGGGAUGUCGACACAGAUGACACGUAUUACUUCAUCUGUAAUAACUGGUUAUCGGAAACCAAAGGGGACUGUGAGGUUCAGAUGGCGGUUAACGCAAGCACAGAGGAGGAGCUGAGAUCAUUUCCAAACGUCUUCAGUGAGGCCACCAGAGAUGUGUUCUACGACGCCCAACUGUGGGUUUCUGCACUGCUAACAUCUCCAGGUUCCAGGUUUACCCGUGCCCAGCGUUUGUCCUGUUGCUUUACUCUACUGAACACCAUGAUGCUAUCCAGCGCCAUGUGGUACAGAGAAGACAACACAACUGCUGGUGCGACAGUAUACAACCUGGGGGUUGUACAGAUCACCACAGAGGAGCUGUAUAUCAGCCUCAUGUCUACCCUGACUGUUGCACCCAUCAACCUGCUGAUUGUGAAGUUGUUCCGCUGGGAGGCGCCCCUGUCUGUCAAAACACCGGAGAUGGUAGUCCAUGCGUCCCAAGGAUACCUCCGGAGAACCGUGUUUCGCCUGGCCAGGUACGUGGCGUGGGUGGCCGUGUUCCUAGUGUCCACCAGUUCCGCCUUCUUCGUCAUCCUGUACAGUAUGGACUGGGGAAGGGAGAAGAGCGACUCCUGGAUGAAGGCAUUCGUCCUGUCCUUCAUGGGGUCCAGCUGUGUCAUGGAAACCCUACAGAUUUUUGCGAUGGCUGUGGUUCUCGCUGCCGUGUGUGGUCUACCUUUCCUCACAAAGCUGCCGGCCAUUAAGAAGGACGACAUGCAGCUGAACCUAUGGAAUACGAAAGUGCCGAAGAAGGUCUAUCCUCCUGUUAACGCGAAUCGCCAAUGGGCUAAAAAGAAGAAGGAUCUGAGUAAGAAGUCAGCCUCGGUACUGAUGGAGUUAUUCCUCCUGUUUGUGUUCGUGGGAGUCCUCUUCUACAUCGCCCAGGCCAGUAAUGAUGAGAUGGGGUUUUAUGAGACACAGUCACUGUCCAACAGUAUAUUACAGGAACAUUAUGCGAUCCGAACGCCGGACCAGUUUUACUCCUGGCUUGAAGAGACCCUGUUGCCCACCCUCCACCCGGCUUCCUGGUACAACGGCUGGAAAAUUAAGUUCUUGGACCGACAGUUUGCACAGAACACCGAAUCCUUCCGCCUGGGUCCGCCGCGUUUGGUACAAGUUAGACAACUUCCAGGUACCAAGAAGACUGACAAGCACGCCGGUCUCGGUUGGACUUCUCUUGUUGGGAACGUGUCUAACAACUGCUGGCGAUUUGCAGUUCCAGACCUCGGAAACCACCCAGACUACAACUCACCCUGCACAAACCAUCAUUCUCUUGACUUCCCCCUGGAUGCCAGUACGUCUGCGUCCGUUUUCCGUACGCUGAAAGACUUUGAGUACGUCGACAAAUACACAGAGUCCUUGGAAAUUGACAUGAACUUUUACAACCCCAACCUAAAGCAGUUUAGUGUGGUGAGGAUUUUCGUGGAUCAUCCCGACAUUGGGAACCUCAUGCCAACAUCAAUAAUCACCGCGUUCAAAAUGUUUCAGUACGAGAGUGGGAAUGACUAUGUCCAUCUUCUCCUGCAUAUUGUCUUCGUUAUUCUCUUCCUUGUUAUGCUUUAUAAGGCAUUUAAGUCAAUGAAAGAACAGGGCUGGACAUAUUUCACCUCGCCCUGGAAUAUUCUCGAAUGUGUCGUCCUCAUUGGAACGGUGAUGAUCAUUUCUGUCUUCAUCAAGAGAUACACAGUGGCAUCUGCUACACUCGACAUGGUGGCUAAAUCCAAUGGUGAACUUGGGUUUGCCAACUUUGUGGACCUGUCAACUGCUGCAUGGUGGGAUAGUGUCUUCAAGCACAUCUUGGGCGCUGCUGUCUUCUUCAACACCAUAGCACUGAUUCGCGUCGUCCGCUUCAGCCAGACGAUCAGCAAGCUUCUGGCUCUCCCAAGCAUCAUGAAGAAGGAACUAACGUCGUUCUUGGUUGUUGCUAGUAUCGCUUUCGCGGCAUUCAUCAGUUCAGGACACCUUAUUUUUGUGUGCCACCUGGAGUCUUACACUGACCUGUACCGCACGACGCUCGCUCUCUUCGAGAUGAUGCUCGGCGCGUUCGUCACAGAUCACGUGAUGGAAACCAAUCCGCUCCUCGGGCCGAUUUACUUCUCCACCUUCAUGAUAUUCGUCUUCAUCCUCCUGGUCAACUUCCUCAUGACCAUCAUCUGUGACGCCAUUUCCGCUGACGUAGAGGUCGACCAUGACCGUGACCUCGCCGAGCACAUGUGGAGACGCUUCUUAGCAAUGUUGGGGGUACACAACUCAGAGGCUACAGAGAGCAAACCAAGUGAGUUGAAAAUUGAAGAGCUUCAUGCCAACCUACGCAUUGUCCGAGAGAAACUGGACGAAAGCCUCGACAUCUGUGACUCCAUCCUCCCUUCAAGUCGACAGAGGGACAGUUUCAAGAUGGAGGUAUCACACAACCGAACAUGGGCCACUCGUAGUGUCCGCUGUCCUGUCAUCAAAGUAACAACAAGCGUUCAACUCAUUGAAGAGUAGUCACCAUAGAUUUGAAAGACGCGAUCAACGACAAAAUAUAUAUCAAAUGGCAUGAAAGCUAAUCAAUGUUGCUAUAGUCCAUAUUGAAGUUAUUAGCUGUCUUUAAACACAACAAAAUUCGAGGUGAGCAAUUCAAUUUGCCGUGUUGACAGACAGCUAAAAACGUCAGUAUAUAUCAAAUGCAUGUAUAUUUGUAUUCCUAUGACAAAGAAGUAAGGCAUAACUUAAUGUCUGCAGAUAGUUCAAUAUCACUUGUAUAUCAGAAAACAUAUCGACAGUUACGCUCGUACAUUUGCAUUGAAGCCUUAUAAUCGCAUUAUUCGAGGAUUUGCAUAGACUGUAUGUUAUAGAAUCUGUAGAUACCACAUUUUGUAAAUACUGUACAUAACGUAUGUUUGUUGUGUUGAAAAACAGCUAAAAAGUUUAAUAUAUAUCAAAUGAAUGUAUAUUUGCAUUCCUGUGACAAAGAAGUAAAACGUCUGGACAGCGUAACUUAAUGUCCGUAUGUAGUUCAAUAUAUCGCUUGCAUAUCAGAAUACAUACUGACAGUAGACAAGUAGACUCAGUUUAAAUUUGCAUUGAAUACCUAUCUAAUCAUUUGGGGAUUUGCAUAGAGUAUAUGUAAUUGAAUCUGUAGAUAUGCCAAAAAUUGUAAAUACUGUACAUAACGUAUGUCUUUUAUGUAACGGUCAGUGGAAGAUUAGCUCAUCUGUUAUGCAUGAAUAACCGUCUGUCACCUUCUUCGGGGCUUACUGGCUAUGGUCCACACUGCAGCUAGGUGUCGCUGCUAACAAUGCGAUCUCGAAACGUGGGCACUGAUUGUACAUAGACAUUGGUUAUGAAUAAAGAACUUUGUUAUCCAAACUGGGUGGCGAUCCCUUACACUAGCAUGCACGUGAAGGUACAAAUUUA